Seminavis robusta is the source of this 1905-nucleotide messenger RNA. The record is from the annotation of a GenBank genome assembly. NCBI's taxonomy places the organism in Eukaryota, Bacillariophyta, Bacillariophyceae, Naviculales, Naviculaceae.
AUGCCCCGACUCCAUGACGGCCGUCGUCGGAGGUCGCUAGACCCUGGUUGUUACCAACGACGCGACAGCAUCCAUGCUGACGAUGGAUUGGAGACAACAGCAAGUAGCUGUGACAAACAACCGCAACAACAACAGCAGCAGCUGACAAGCUCGGAAGGGAAUGGACAGGAACACCUUCCCAUGACUGAGAGCACCAAAGGCUCUACUGCUACUCCCACGCCUCCCAUCACUCAAGAGAACGGAGCCAACAAGGUACUCUCUCAUCAAUCUCGGUUGCCGCAUAAGGUCAAGCCUCGACGUCGAAAGAAGCGACAGUCGGAUUCCAACGCCUUUGCUGCAGAAAUGGAGACAUUCUCGUUUGCGCCUCCUCCAAAACGUCGACGGGAAUCAACCUCCAACAACUCUUCUACCGCUUCUCUGUCUCCCAGCGUUGCUUCCGCCAAUGCCGAGAGAGACGACUUCCCCAUGGUCACACCGGCGGCAUCCUGUUGUGCUUCCGUGGAUUCCGAAUUAGAACCUCUUGGAGCAAGACGAACGGGACCCAGCAAUCACUGUGACAAUCAUCAUUCGGUGGUGAAUUCUUUAGCAUUCGGGUUGCCUCAUCCAUCAAAGCAACAAGCAGUGCCGAAAAAUGGAGCAUGGCGCUCUCCUCCUUUUAUUCCUCAGAACCAACAACAGACGGGAAUAAAGCCAUCCAAUUUCAAUUUGAACAUGAAUGAUCUCGUGGCGUCACUGCAGCGAGAAUUGUUUGCCGUCAAGGAACGCCAUCGCGUAGAAAUGCUACAGCAACAAGAGAAACACAAAGCUGAAAUCGAGGGGUGGGAACGAAAGUGCCAAGAAAAGGACACGGCAAUACAGGAUCUCAAGCAACAGCACGAAGUCAGCAUGAAGACUCAAUCCGAACAACAGGACAAGCAACAAAAAGAAUGGCAUGCCAAAUGCGACCAGAAGGAUAGUGCCAUGGUAGAAUUGGAGAAAAAUCACGCAAUCAGCAUCCAAGCCAAAGACGAACAACACGCCAAUCAAAUCAAAUCCUGGGAGGUCCGUUGCCUGAAAAACGACACCACAAUCAAGGAGCUCCAUCACAAACAAGAACAGAUCCAAGAGCAACAUGAUAAAGACAAGGCAGAAGCUGUCGAAGCAGAGCGAAAACGAGUUGAGCGUCUAUGGGAAGAAGACAAGCGCAAUCUGCAGCAGCAGUUGACCACUGUCCGGUCCGAACUCGACAAUUCGAAGGUGAAACGAACCCAGUUGAUCAAUUUGCAGGAGAGUGAAGCAGCUCAUCGCACCAAGUUGCAGAGCAUGUCGAUGCGGGUGCUGGAAAUGACGGAAGCGCAGCGAACUCUAGUCAAAGAAAACGACCGUCAAAAAGCAGAGUUGGAGACUCUCAAUGGGAAAAUCCAGGCCAGUCGGGAGGAACGUCCAACGGAAACAAAGAAAGAGAAGGGGGAAGACUGGACGAGCCAGGAACAUCGAGCUGCUUCUUGCUUGGCAGGAUUGAAUACGAAGACGACUUCAAAUUCGAAGUGCGAUGUUGAGAUCGAUUUGACUGCAAAGAACAACGCCCCGUCGGCUUCUGCCGAGACGCCCAAAGCGAAGGGGUCGCAAACGCAGUCAGAACCGUUGGUGACAAUGUCUUCCUCGCGCGCUCUGCGAUCGAACUGCGACAAGUCGCUCAUCAGAAUGGCAAGCCCCCGAAAGGCGAGAAGGAGCGGUAGCGUCCUUGAAAAACUAGAAGUGGUGCAGCUCCCACGCAGUGCCAAGUCCACCAAGCGGCCUCCGACAAGAAGGUCCUCCAGAAGGAAGGGUUUGCCGGUGCCCACUUUUGGCCUUCUGGCGAAGCUUGACCUCAACCUGGAAAAAGACAUUCAGAAACGCACUUCCAAGUUGGCGCGAAAGAAAUAA